CGAAUGCCGCGAGCAUGAUGUUCCAGGAGAAGAUGUUCUUGGGAUCGAUCGAGUCGAAAAUCUCCCUCCUCGCGUCGAUCGGGCUCGCCAUCUUGGCGUAAUUCUGGAGGACACGAUUGGCGAGGAGAGUGUAGGAUCUGGAUUCUAGGGCAUUGGCAUUGCGCUGGAGGAGACGAUGGACGUGGCGCGCUUGGGAGGGAGUGACGCACGACUGGAUGAGGGCAUGGCUUUUGGAGGGUUUGCGAUUGAGCGUGGGAGCUGCGACUAGGCGAGGACGAGGGCGCCGCGCUAAUCCAGCUAUGGCCGUCCACUUCAAGUUCCGGAGCGCUGUGGCAUACGAUUCGAUCAGCCUCGAUGACCUACACAUCUCGGUGCGAAAUCUCAAGCAGCGGAUUGUGGAGCACAAGAAUCUCGCGAGCAACAGAACCAUAGAUUUCGACCUUGUCAUUACAGAUUCCCAGACUGGAGAAGAAUAUCGAGAUGAGAACUCUCUUGUUCCAAGGAACACGAGUGUCAUCAUCAAGCGUGUUCCCGCUGUUAGAUCUAAACAAGUUUUACAAGCUUUUGACCCGCCCAAAGUGCCUCCCAAUUCAAGUGCUACUGCUCCUGUAGCUCGUCCACCUGUUAAAUCCGAUGUCGAACCGGACGACUUUGGGAUGGAUCUCUUUGCAACUCCAGCGCCUGUGCCUGCUGCCAAGGCGGAGGAGGAUGCCAAAAUAGUGGAAAUGGUUUCGAAGUCAACUUUGGAGUGGCAAAGGUUUGAAAAUCCGUCUUUUGUUCCCCGUGGAGGAGGAAAAGGCAGAGGUCGUGGCUCAGGAGGUCCUCCUGCUGGAUAUGUUUGUCAUCGUUGUGGUCAGCCAGGCCAUUUUAUACAACAGUGUCCAACAAAUGGUGAUCCGAAUUACGACAUCAAGAAAGUGAGGCUCCCAGUUGGUAUUCCAAGGACACGCUUGAGACUCGACCAAGAAGGUUCAUAUGUGCUACCCGACGGUUCAGUGGCGAUGAUGCAACCGGACGAAAAUUUGUUUGCGAAAGAGGCGAAUGCUUUACUCUCCGUAAAGCCAACGACAGAGGCACCUUCGGAACUUCGAUGUCCACUUUGUCGCUCGACAUUUAAAGACGCUGUGAUGAUUCCUUGUUGCCAAUACAGUUUUUGCGAUAAGUGUAUAAGACAGAACCUCAUGUUGAAGGGACAAUGCCCUCAGUGUGGUUCAGCGAGAUUCAAAAAUGAUGACUUGCUGCCAAACAUUGCUUUACGGCAGGCUAUUGACAAAUUUAUGCAGUCGCAAACGCUUUCGACUACCGGGGAUCAAGGUGUAGCAAUACCUGAUGGGGACUCUACCGCGCAACACGUCAUUUCUCUGUCAGAGUCGAAGCACUCUGCUGAUGAUAACGUUGAGGCCGGUAAAGCAAGGGAAGCCUCGUCAGGUGUAGUCAAUGCAGAGAGUAGUGUGGCUAACAAGACGGAUGCAAAUUCACAUCCUGUAAUACCGAAGGAUGCCUCUGGAAGUCUCAACCCGGAAGGCAACGAGGCACUUAGAGACCUUGGAGAUGGGGGAAAAACUUCUGAGCCCUUUGUUCAUAAGGGCGCAGAUGAGAUAGCUCUGGAGUCUGAGGUUAGCAAAGGCAAGAAAAAGAAGAAGCGGGCUCGUGGUAUGAAUUCGGUGGAUGGAGGCGGUGUGGACGCUAGUGGCAAGGGCGAGCGUUUUUGUUAUCAGUGUGGCGAGGCUGGCCAUCUUGCGAAAGACUGCGUUGAAAAUGCUGGAGCAUAUCCACCACAUCCUGGCAUGUUUCCGCCAGGUGGAGCUUUUCCAAUGGGGCCAUACGGUCCGGAUAUGUUUUGGCCUGGACCGCCUGUACCACCGUUUCUCCCAGGCUACGCCGAUGGAAUGUAUGGCCCUGGCCUUGGACCUGUGCCACCACCUGGAGCGUAUCAGAUCCCUCCUUGCGUGCCACCUCCGUACGCAAGUAUUCCUCCCAUGCAUUGGUUCGGUGAUCAUCCCGGUAUGAUGGGUGGCGACAUGCCGCUGAGCAGGGAGGACUUUAUGAAACUCAAGGAAGAAGAACACAACCGACGAUCUAGAAAUGACCACAGAGGUGACUGGUCCCAAAGCAGCACUCGUGGAAGAUCACCUCCACAAGACUCGAGACGUGGAAGGUCACCUCCAAAAGACUCGAGACACGGCCGUCCUUCCGAAAGCCGAGACCGCAGGAAUGGCAGUGUGGAGAGGCAUCACAAAAAGCCCGAGGCCGACUACGAUUCCACGAGGAACUACUCUGACAGAGAGAGGUCUGACAGGGAGAGAACCUCGGCCAAGCAGUACAACAAGGAGCGGGACUACGAAAGUGCCCGGCGCUAUGCAGACGAGCAGCGUCACAAGGAAGAGCGGCGCAGCAAAUUCAGCUCUAAACCGGAAGAGGCACCACCACCAGCGUCAAGUCGACGAUCCCAGGAGAAAGACAGCAAGAGAAGCGACCAGCCACACACUAGCAGAUCAUCCGAGAGCGCCAGGAACAAGCAGCACGAGAAGACGUCUAAACCACCGUCCGAGAAGACGUCCGAGAGCUCGAGGAGCAAGCACUACAGCGAGAGGGAGGCCGAGAUCACGAGCACGGACGAGAAGAGAAAGGAGGAGAGCAGGAAACGAAGGAACAGAUCGCGGGAGAUCGAGGAGGAGAAGACCCGGAGCUCUUACGAUGACAAGAAGCCCCGGGAAGAUCGAAGCAGCAGGAGCUAUCUACCUUCGCGAGAUCAUCACUCGGAGGAUCACCACUCUCGUCAAUCGGAGAGCUCUCGCAGUAGCAGGCAUCACCACUCGGAAGCUAGCGACGAUCUCGCUCGGUGGCGACCAGAUCACUACGAGGAGGAUCGAUACAGGCAUACCAGCAGUAGUGGACGACACCACCAUCGGCGAUAAGCUCUUUUCCAAGUUCCGGAAGAGCGAAGAACAAAAGUUCUCUAUUUAACUAGGUCCCAUUUAAUUUGAAAGAAAUGUAUUCCA
Messenger RNA from Selaginella moellendorffii, 3002 nucleotides. RefSeq names its product E3 ubiquitin ligase PARAQUAT TOLERANCE 3. Gene Ontology annotation, cellular component: nucleus. Gene Ontology annotation, molecular function: ubiquitin protein ligase activity; zinc ion binding; nucleic acid binding. The transcript has 18 exons. Lineage: Eukaryota; Viridiplantae; Streptophyta; Lycopodiopsida; Selaginellales; Selaginellaceae. The coding region runs from base 216 to 2918 and encodes 900 amino acids. Gene Ontology annotation, biological process: protein ubiquitination; ubiquitin-dependent protein catabolic process; mRNA processing. The record is from RefSeq and is a predicted model, not a curated record.